Messenger RNA from Carassius carassius (crucian carp), 455 nucleotides. RefSeq names its product histone H3. The record is from RefSeq and is a predicted model, not a curated record. The transcript has a single exon. Gene Ontology annotation, cellular component: nucleosome. Gene Ontology annotation, molecular function: DNA binding; structural constituent of chromatin; protein heterodimerization activity. The coding region runs from base 16 to 426 and encodes 136 amino acids. NCBI's taxonomy places the organism in Eukaryota, Metazoa, Chordata, Actinopteri, Cypriniformes, Cyprinidae.
AGGAAACCCGAGAAAAUGGCAAGAACCAAGCAGACGGCUCGUAAAUCCACCGGAGGCAAAGCCCCGAGAAAGCAGCUCGCCACCAAAGCCGCCCGUAAGAGCGCUCCAGCCACCGGCGGCGUCAAGAAGCCUCACCGCUACAGGCCCGGCACCGUGGCUCUGCGAGAGAUCCGUCGCUACCAGAAGUCCACCGAGCUGCUGAUCCGCAAGCUGCCCUUCCAGCGUCUGGUGCGAGAGAUCGCUCAGGACUUCAAGACGGACCUGCGCUUCCAGAGCUCCGCCGUCAUGGCCCUGCAGGAGGCCAGCGAGGCUUAUCUGGUCGGUCUGUUCGAGGACACCAACCUGUGCGCCAUCCACGCCAAGAGAGUCACCAUCAUGCCCAAAGACAUCCAGCUGGCCCGCCGCAUCCGCGGAGAGCGCGCUUAAACUCAACGCUGUUUUACACCGUAAACAAC